Molecule: messenger RNA, 2048 nt
Organism: Ectocarpus siliculosus
Lineage: Eukaryota; Phaeophyceae; Ectocarpales; Ectocarpaceae
Source: the annotation of a GenBank genome assembly
UCGUCGCUACUGCUGUGCGCCGCUUAGUCCGUUGCUGCCGUCACAAACGUUGCUGAAGUAGAGCUUGACCAGAGCCCCUUCUACCCUCUAUCCUACUACCAUGAAGCUCGCCGUGAUCGCCGUUGCGCUGUCCGCGCUCAGCCCUUCGGACGCCUUCGUCCCCUCGUCUGCCUUCAACGGAGCCAGAAUGGCCGGCCCGGCCGCCACCACGCGCGCAUCGACGUCGGCGGUGGAGAUGUCGGCUGCGUCGGACAGCUUCAAGAAGGCGGCGACCGGAGCGCUGGCGAUCUUCGCGGGGCUCUCGCUGUUCACCGCGCCCCCCUCCGAGGCGAUCACGAGAGACACGCUCGACGCGCUUUCGUACACCCAGGUGAAGGGAACGGGUCUCGCCAACCGAUGCCCAGACGUUGUGGGGGAGGACACCAUCAGCGUGAGCGGGGGGGCGAAGAUCGUUGACAUGUGCAUCGAGCCCAAGAACUUCCAGGUUUUGUCCAAGGUGGCACGGGGGGGUAACAUGGUGCCGGCGAUGAUCGACACCAAGCUCAUGACGCGUGAGACAUACACCCUCUACGGCAUCGAGGGAGACUUCGGCAACAAGGACGGCAAGCUCACCUUCACCGAGAAGGAUGGCAUCGACUACGCCGCCACCACCAUCCAGUCGAACUACGAGCGCAUCCCCUUCCUCUUCACCGUGAAGGACCUCGUGGCGAAGGCCUCCGCGGGAGGUAACCAGGUCAAGCCCGGCUUCCAGAUGGGCGGCGGCUUCCGCACUCCCUCCUACCGGACUGGCCUCUUCCUCGACCCCAAGGGCCGCGGCGGAUCCACGGGAUACGACAUGGCCGUCGCGCUGCCCGGACUCCAGUCCGGCGUUGAGGGAGACGCGGAGAUGUUCAAGGAGAACAACAAGGUGUUCGAUGUGACGGACGGAAACAUCGAGUUCGAGGUUAACACCGUGGACAAGGAGGCGGGAGAGAUCGGAGGUGUGUUCGUGUCGAAGCAAAAGGGCGACACCGACAUGGGCUCCAAGGUGCCCAAGGACAUCCUCGUCAAGGGUAUCUUCUACGCUCGCAUCCAGUAGAAACCCGUUUAAUCGUUUCACGUUGUUGGGGUCAACUCCGUUUCAACACAGCAGCACCGUCGCGCUACCGUAGGCGUUAGAGUCUUGCGUGAAGGGGGAGGGUGGAGAGUUUCGAUUGGAUUGGAUUGUUUCAACGACGACUCCGGCCAGGAGAAGAAAUCGGUCGCUCGUGCAACGCGGGCCGGUGGGGCUUGUAGGGUUUUGGCAUGACGUGCCUGGCCCCUCCACCCCCCACUCCGCUCUUCUGCCAGCGUAGCAUGUCCUCGGUGUGCGUGAGACGUUUUUAUAGCACAUCACAUCGCCUUUCAUCGUUCGGUGAGGGCGGUGUGGGGCGGAGCAGAAGACUCGCUUGCAGGGGUUGGAUUUGAAUUAGGGUGUUAUUUUGGUCGUUUUUGCGUCUUUUUUUGGUGUGAAUUUUAGAGAAGGAGACUCGACUAGCCUAGCCAGUUCCGUUGAACGCUCCGCUCCCUGUGCUCGCAGUUUUGUAUUCUGUGAAGGGCCUGUUACGGGCGAAAGGAGGUAGGGGGGGGAAUGUUGAAGCCGGGACUCCUGUGUUUGGCCUGUUGCAUGUUGAAUGUGACGGCCUCACGGUGCAGUUGUUCCUGGGGGUUCUCGUGCAACGUUUCGUGUUUCCCUUUUCUUUUGUAUCCGCUCCGCCGGUUUGCUGGUCAGUGGGUGGACUUAAGCUUGUCAACUUCUUCGCCGUGAAGUUAUAAGCGGGCAUAAAACACACACGAACAAAAGGGAACGCAGAUUGCAAUAGGCAAUAGGGAACGGCUUGGAGCUAUUCAACGCCGAUCACCUCCAUCUUGAAUUAGACACAAAUAGACAAUAGACAAUUUUUGAGUGCUUCUCGUACGUCUCGUCUUCAAGCGCGCCCUAUCAUACGACCGCUUGGUUCUUACAUUACACCCAGGGUACUUCAUGAUGAGGCGACGGCAUUGCAAUGCAAAGAGGUCGUUACUGUCGG